AUGGUUCAAUAUUUGUUGAUUACGGCUAACGUUGGAUCGCUCUUUGAGCCCGAGGCUCGCUUGCACGCAUCUUGGGUCAAAACUGUUUCUGAUGUAAGUCCAGUUGGUUGGCUGUGGGUCAACGAACUUUUCAUUUUUUCAGCAAGUUGAUCGCAUCAAUCCGUCUUUCUUUGUUAUUCAUCUGCAAGAAACUGGCGGAAAAAAGUUCACGCAAUGCUGCACUCAGGUUCCAGUCAUUAUCAACCGUCUCUCCGGGGCUCUUCCAAAAUUCGAUCUUCUUAGAGCAUACGUUGACAUCGACCACGAAGCGCUCGAGUUCACGGUAACCAUGGGUCACCAAUUUUUAUACACACGCUCGUUUUCUCAGGCUCUCGGCUGUCUCUGCUUCAUCAAAAGGUCUCUCUGGUCCAACGUUGCCCAGUUCAACUUCCACACUAAAAAAUAUGAACAGCUGACGAGUCCAAAAGAAGUGGUCACCCACGGACUUGAGAACUACCCAUACGUCGUCAAACAUAAGUUCCCGAAGGACUUCUGGCCGUCUAUCAAGUGGGGACGCAAAGGGUACAUGCAGACGAGAUGGAAAAUUGCGAACAGGUAGGGGAAAGAGUGACAAACGACAAGCGUCAUUCAUUUCAAAGAAGCAGCAACAUGACAGCACGCGUAAAGCAUUAAAAAAAAGUUUAUUUCCAGAGUCUUCGACUUUGUCAACGCUCAUCUCUUCCACGACGAGUCCAACUUGGCCCUCAUCCACGAGGUACUCAAAUCAGUCCAACCUUCCUGUUCAACCUCCAAUUACCCUUUCAGAACCCAGAGCUGUACAGCCAGAACCGGAAACGUGCACUCGACUUUGUUCUCUCGGAGCUCUCCUCGAUGGAAAAUGGCUGCACGCCACUUCUUUUUGUCUUCGGAGACCUCAAUUUCAGACUCGACUCGCGCUCCUUCUUGAACGUAAUGAAGCGUACAAAGAGGACAGAAAAUGAAAACAGACAAAUGUUAUUUCAGCGGCUGACCGAGCGCACUGCUCCCCAUUCAGUGGAUGAGCAGGAGCAGCUGGGCUCAUUGGCUGAGGGUCUUCAGAAGCCGGCCGCCAAUCUUCAAGUGGCCCAUCCAUCCGAGAACCUCAGAAGAACAGUCUCGGCUAUUGAGUUCCGUAGAGAAUCUGACAGUGAUGACAGCCAAAAGUAAUAGGGGAAAAUCUCUACUUCUAACAAGUCUAACAUUAUUCAGCAGCUGUGUGUUGAGAAUCGAGAAGAAGAAAUUUGACUAUUUCAACCACAAAAAACUACUGGAUGACUGGCAGUCGUACCGUGGCGAUGACAAAGAAGCCGACAAUUUCAAAAGCAUGCACGAGCUGGACAUUGACUUCCCACCAACGUAAUCAUGAAAUUGCGCUGACAUCAAUUCAAAGUUUUCUUUUUGCAGGUACCCAUGGAGCGAGGAUCCGGAAGACUCGGAGACCUUGAUGAAGACCCGUGCUCCGGCCUGGUGCGACAGAGUUCUAAUGAACAAAACUGCUUUUGCGCUGAUCGAAGAAGGAAAUCCAACAUACAACUCAUUCGGAAUGGAGACAUGCACUGGAGACCACAAGGUAAUGUCCAACAAAGCCAAAUCUCUCUGCAACUACUCAAUUUCAGCCUGUGAUGCUGGCGUUCAACAUCUGA
This is a messenger RNA of Caenorhabditis sp. 36 PRJEB53466, 1661 nucleotides long. Lineage: Eukaryota; Metazoa; Nematoda; Chromadorea; Rhabditida; Rhabditidae. The record is from the annotation of a GenBank genome assembly.